Messenger RNA from Hymenoscyphus albidus, 324 nucleotides. NCBI's taxonomy places the organism in Eukaryota, Fungi, Ascomycota, Leotiomycetes, Helotiales, Helotiaceae. The record is from the annotation of a GenBank genome assembly.
AUGUCGGCGAAAUGCACGCCAAUGCCGGGCUAUGUUUGUGUUCGAAAGCCUGUGUGUGUGGUAGUACCAAAGUAAGAAAUUUUCUUUUCGUCAGUGUUUCUGCUGUGUCGCCUCUGCUUUUUCCGGGGAGAUACAUUUCCCAGCGCCUGUCUACUCUAGCUGGGGAAAAUAACAUAGCCGACUCUAUAGACGGACGCGCUUGAUUCCAAAGAUCUGAUUGAUCAAAUCCAGCAUGGCAUAGCACAGCACAGCACAGCACAGCACAGCACAGCACAGCACAGCACAGCACAGCACAGCACAGCACAGCACAGCACAGCACAGUAA